GUUUCUCUGACCCCGUCUCUGCCUGUCGCAUCGUCCUGAAGUUCGGAUCCCGGCGAACUUCACGUUUAGGUGGGCACUCGUCGACGGUUCUACAUGAAAAAUGUCUUCGGUGCGAAGGGGAACGUCGUUGCCAGUGCCAAGGGGGCAAUUCUGGACAUGUGUUUGUUCGAGGGGUUCAGAGCGGGUGCUGCGAACACCCCGUUCUACAACGACCUCCGGCGGCGGGGCGGGUUUGUUUUGGGUCGAGAGUUCUUUGAGUUGUUGGAGGACAAGAACAUCGCCCUCGACGUCCCUUGCGAAGUUGGUCCCGACCUCGAACUGUCAAUGCCUUUGCAGUUGUGCGGCGGUUGURARUCKAGCGGGGCAGCGGGGGAGGGGGGGGAUCUGGGUUCCGGGGAGGCUACACAUGUGCAGCGGGAGGAUGCCAGAGGUCAGUUUGACGACAGCGAAGAUGAGGCGACACCGCACCCGCCGUUUUCACCAUCGAGGGAAAGAGACAGGUCCGUGCUAUCCAUACCUAGGAAGACCAAGGCCCCGAAGACUGCGGGAGAGAAACGGAAGGGGAGGGGGGUGGACGAGGACCACCGGGGUAACAAACGUCCGGCUUCGAAACAGAAACAGCCUGCGUCGGGACCUUCUACCCCACGGCCUGCCAUCGACGUGGACGCCGGGUACUUCCUAGAGUACAAAGACGGCGUCAGGACAAGGCGGGAGUUUGAGAUCAGCCCGGCUCAGAUCGUCGACAUAGGGGAGUGGGAGGAUCUUUACAACCAGCGGUCGCUGGAUCCCGUCCUCGUGGAAAUGAUAAGGGAAGCAAUGCGGUCUGCGUUCGAAAAUAAAGAACAGACGUACGAGUUAUCGAUCUUCAAGCUCGCACCACUGGGCCUUCAAAAACCAACUCCUGGGACCAAGUCACAACGUCUGAAGCCGGAGGAGUGGAAGGACGAGCUGGCGGGAGAAUACUACUACUACGCGGUGUGUGGGCAGCAUAAUGCGGCUGCAGCCAGGUCACUGCUAGGCAGCGAGGUGGCCAAGAAGUACAAUUUCGAGCGGUGGCCGACACGGAUGGUCUACUUUUCUGACGACGACUUCGAAGGGUAUUUUCUUCUUAGUUCACAGGACAACAAGAAGGACCUCAAGGCACCUCCCAGACAGUUGAAACUUUCUAUGAAAGACAUCCGGUGGCAGUGGAAGCAUGACGGCUGCCCAAGAGCUGUGAUGGGGAACCCUAGCGGAAAACAAGAUCAGGUCCGGGAUUGGCGUAAGUUUUGUACAACGGCGCUCCAUAAGGCGCCUCAAAACAGCUUGUGGCUUCUCGCGGAUCAAAAGGAAGAGGAGGCCAUUAAGAAGCAAAAUGCUGCCCUGCGUUCUUACUUCCCUCUCGCGAUGGCCGGGGAAAAUGUCGGAUCCCCGUCAUUGGCGAAGUUGGGAAAACUCAGCGUGCAGGACAUGGUGCAAUUGGUGAAGUGUGACCGCGUGUUGGUCCAGAUGUGGAAUUACUACCAAUUCAAGCACGAGAAGAGGCCGGACGCGGACUGGAUCCAAAGGUACCCUUUCCUGAAAUCGAGGUCUGCCGUGUUCAAGAAGUUUGAAGGUCAGGGAUUGGAUGACGAGUUGUGGGAUAACAGCAGGAAACACGUUUUCGACUCGGCGUUGUUCAAGGACUGCCCGUCGUACAUGGGUUGCGACCAGGACUACUCGAUUGAGGUGACGGAGAAGUUGGCGGGCCACAAGAAGUUGUCCAUCGACUGGAGAAACAAGGUCCUCUCCGUGUUGAAUGGAAGCAGACUGAAGAGCCGGGAAGUUGCACUUGUCAAAGACAUUGUUCACAUUAAAUGGAAAGACACGGGGGACGUGACAUCCAUCGCGCCGUUCGCCAACGACCCUUUAGAGGCGGACAUCAGGGGCUCAGAGCUGAAGGAGACAGUGACUGUCACAAUGAGCCACACGUUCGUCCUCGAUCUGUGCGAGCCGGUUGACCUCAAACUGUGGAAGCCCCAAGCGUGGGAGACUUCGAAUUCCUAUCUUCAGACGUGGUGUCCCUCGCAUUGGACUCUCGUUGUUUUCGUGCCGCGGCAGCACAACCUGUCGUUUUUCGCCAGCAUGCACCAUCUUUCUUUCGUCAAGCUGUUGGAAGGGAAGUGGGUGCGGAGAGUGCAGCAAAAAAAAAGCUUCCCCGUUGGGAACAAUUUGUAUACGGAGGAAGACCGCAUGUACAUCCUCUUUAAGGGUGACGAUCUGCGCGUCAACAUGUACAUGGUCUACGAGGGAAACCUGCCCAGGGGUGUCGCUGUUGCGGUGCGAUUGCCUCAGAGGGUCACCCAAACGGAUGUGUCCGAGAUUCCUUUCACGCCUUGCGACUGGUCGCUGGUGGCGCCGGAACGACAGGGCAGCGUCUACGGGGAUAUGGAACGCAAUUCGACACAAUUCGUCGGUCUUCUUGAUUUUUUUGGCAAAAAAGGAGAGGGUGUCAUGUUCCUUGGGAAACCGCACGCGCGAAGCGUCUGGGAGCUUCUGAAGGCCGGUCGGCACGUUGUUGCAAAGGAAGGGAACUCCGACCUCUUGCAAUUCACGAUGCAGGUGGUGAAAAGCGAGGUCAAUUCGGGUGGGCACAAUUGUGAGUUCAUGGUCGUGAGGCCAACACGGGAUAAGGUGUGGAGCAACAAGACGGAUAUGUGGUUCAAGUUGAGCGAGAGGAAGAGGAACAAGAUAUAUGAUUUCUUGUUCCUUCAAAUGCGUCCGAGGAGGGACACUGACGCCGAGUACGUCCGCCGGAAGGACCACAUGUUGGCACUGCUCAACAACUACCACUUCGCCUCCCGCAUGAACGCGAAGACGUUUAUCGAAAGGUUGCAGUCGCUGUACUUCGUGGAGUCCGAGGAGCAGUUGAAGUUAGCUAGUUACGCUUCCCUGAUCUCCACUUGUGACGAGGAAGCCAUAGGUGUGGAGUUUGCCGCCAACGUGAAGGAGGAGGAGAGCGACACGGAGAGCAUCGACCUGCAGUACGACCCGCCUCCGGCUCCGUCGAAGGGCGUGGUGGACUGGAAAGUGCCGCCUCCCAGUGGGUCGGACGAUGGUUCCGGGGGGGGGUGGUCACCUGGAAGCGGAGGGGAUGGGGGUGGCGGCGUGGGGGGUGGCAAAGGAAUCCCGUCUAUGGGGGAGAGAGGGUCUCACGGCCGCAACAUGACACCGGGAGGCAGCGCCGGGGUGGCGGGUUUUGCCAUCGGCCAGGCUCCGUCGACAGGCACCCGGCCCGAGCAUACGACACACUCCGCCGACCCCCCGACUUCGUCCAUGGGCUCAGCGAGGGAGACGUUGGCAGCCUUGGUUGCUCUGGGCAGUCGCUCGGGCGGAAAGCCGAAGUCCGCCGGGAUCCGAACUACGUCGGGUGAGGAGCCGCCAGAGCGGUCCGGAAUGCGAAGCUGCUCGGGGUCGGGGGAGCCAAGCAAGGAUCGAGAAAUUGGCAGCAUCGCGGCGCGGGACGGAGACGUCGGAAAGGUGUCGCCUGAGCGGGAGCGACGACUGCAAGGAUUGCAGCGGGAGGCUGCAAGUGCAAGGUCCGGCGACACGGAGACCACGAAGUCCGCCGAGAGCCAAACUUCUUCGAGCGGGGUUUGUCGGCCAAGGAUUGUCGUGCCGUUGAGAGGGGCAGCGUGCACGGGGACGGAAGGGCGGUCCUCAGGAUUCAGCGCGGGUACCACGGAAGGGGACGAGUUUCGUGGAAGGGACGUAGGGGAGAAAAUGGAGGAACAAAAGGGAGCGCAAGAAGGGGAGGAAGAAGGGGAAGAAGAGGUGAAAGGGGAGGAAGCGGGAGAAACGGAGCUAAUUGAUUUGUUUGAAGGAAGGGAGGGUGCCGGGUCUGGAGAAGACGAAGUGGAACACAAGCAUCACGAGGAUGAUGUCGACGACGAUGCCACGGCAAUAGAGAUGGAGACACAGGUGGUCAACAGCCUUUCCGCAGAGCCUGAAGAUUAUGCGGUCUGGCCACUAACCUCUGCUGUCGACUUGCAACACCGGUUCGAUGAGGCUUCCGUCGCUAUUAGCCCGUCUAAAACAAGUCGGCGUAUAAGCAUCGACGAAGUUAUCGAAGGUAUCCUCGGCGACCACAACGUGUCUGCCCGUCCGUCUGCAAUGCCUGGCGUCGACAAAACUGCCAACGUCGCAUCUUCCGUGGCAGCUGCCCUCGCAACGCCUGACGUCGACGAAACUGCCAACGUCGCAUCUUCCGUGACAGCUGCCCUCGCUUCGUCGCUGCCGAAGUCUCUCUAUUUCGGAUUGCAGCAAAAGAUCUCCUCACCCUCUUGCAUGUCGGCGGCAGGGUGAAUGAUGAGGUGGUCAAUUUCUAUAUGGCGUUGUUGGGGUCGACCGCAUGUGGGUCACGUGACAUCUCGUCAGGCUUUCAAGUCUUCAGUAAACUGCGACUUCAAGG
Molecule: messenger RNA, 4429 nt
Organism: Chara braunii
Lineage: Eukaryota; Viridiplantae; Streptophyta; Charophyceae; Charales; Characeae
Source: the annotation of a GenBank genome assembly